AUUACAUGCUGGAAGGUCCUAGGAUAUCAACUUGUAGCCAGUGAUGUCGUGGGAGCAGGAGAGCUGGCAUAUUGUAGGCUUGUAGAGACUACGUCCCAUCAACAUGGAUUCCAACGGCCCGGACGGGCUUGAUGACUCGUCCUUGAAACCGGUCUCGUCUUUGCGGUCUCAUUUCGAGAACAUGAACAAACAGCCCAAGGAGGGCUCAGCAACCACCCAACCCCCACCUACCACAACACCAUCCCCGAAACCACCUCCAGUACCGGACACGAGACCGAGUGGCAGCGUCAAUAUUCCAGUAGAGAAUGGAAGACCCAAACCAAAUUUGAAUACCUCAGCUCGACAUUCUAUCCAAAUCGCAAACCCACCACCCCUAAGCCCAAGACCUAUCAAACCACCUGCCGUCUUGAUCGAUCCGCCUCAGUCACCACCGAAAGGAAGACCGUUCCCGGCGCCGCAAGGCGAUGCACAUGCUUAUCUUACACUUGACCAUUCUAGACCUCAUAAUGCAUCCGCUACUUCUUCGCCGCGACCUCUCAGCAUCUCUAGCGGACCAGAUACUCCAGUUCUUGAGCCCCGCCGUUCUCCCAGGCUUCCUGGCACUAACCAGCCACCAUCACCGCCGCCUCCACGAAGGUCUGCUGAAUUAAGAAGAGACCGUGAGACUAGAGCGUCGCCGCCGAUCCCGCCGCCCGUGAACCGUGCCGAGAAACCAUCCAAUCGACUCUCUAGAUUAAUGGGAAAUGCUCCUAAAUUGGAACUAGCUCCUCAGGUUGCAGACCGGCGUUCGCCUUUUAGUAGUCCUCCCUCUAGCAGCCCUGAGGAUAAUGAGCCUCCAGUGCUCCCGAGCCGACCACCACGACCGGUGUCCCAGAAGGUACCACCGAGGACUAAUGCAUUGUCCAUGGGCUUCGAGCCUCCUCCGGCCCGUCACUCAAUUGCAGGUAUACGCCGAGACAAUGAGGUCAACGGAUAUCCUAAAACGCCUGUCACACCUCUUUCGGUAGACGAUCGGCCUGCUCUUCCAGCUCGACCAUUAAGCAUACAAACCAUUACGGAUCCUGCACCUUCCCGAAUUCCAGCAACCCCAAUUGCAAGACCACCCCCUCGGCCACCAAGGGCCGUUGCGACAACCGCUAGUGUGGCAAUAGAUAAUCCCGUGUCUUCUCAAUCCAAACGUAUAUCUUCAACACCGACUACACAAUUUGCGCCUUUACCACGGACUCAUGGGAGAUCUUUGACAGAGGACAAGACUUCCGAAAAGAUUUCGAAAGACUUUCCCGAUCACAUGAAGAGAGGUGGUACAGACCAACGUACCUUUGACAAUCCAGUUCAUGUUCCCUCCCACCGUCCAGAAAUCGUCGCUCAAUAUCCCGAUACAACUAGGAUAAACCGCCGUCCCCCCUUUCCAAGACAAGGCGCUCUCGAAAUUUCCACCAAGUAUGAUACGAGAGUAUUCGAUGUUUGUGGACAGUACGUUUGUACUACGGGCCAUCUCACGCGAGUUUGGAGCUUGCUUGAUGGCGAACAACUUGUGAGCUUCGCUCAUGGAGAAGGUAUUAAAGCGACUGCCGUGGCGUUCAAGCCAACCUUGGAUAUACAGGACGAAGGGAUGCGCCUUUGGAUUGGCACUAAUGUUGGCGAAAUUAUCGAAGCCGAUGUUUCGUCCCAGAGUAUUAUGAAUACUAAAUCAAAUGCACACAGUCGGUAUGAGAUUGUCAAAAUAUACAGGCACUACAACGAGAUGUGGACUCUAGAUGAUGGUGGAACGUUGCACGUUUGGGGACCAGACGAGGAAGGGGUUCCGAACUUGGACGUCAACCCUCAUCAGACCUACAGACUCCCCAAAGGACAUACUUUCUCCAUGAUAGUCGGCGAUGAGUUAUGGCACGCGACGGGCAAGGAGGUCCGUGUCUUCACACCUACCUCUGGUGGUCGAAACCAACUGCAGGUCCUUAUGCGACCUUUAAUUUCAGAAGGAGCAGGCGAAGUGACGUCCGGAACCACUCUCAAGUCACAGCCUGGUAAGGUCUUCUUUGGCCACAAUGACGGAAAAGUUAGCAUAUAUUCUCAAAAAGACUUCACAUGUCUCAGUGUGCUCAACGUUAGCUCAUACAAAAUCAAUACCCUGGCUGGGGUGGGAAGCUAUAUAUGGGCUGGCUUCAAUACUGGAAGGAUUUGCGUAUAUGACAUUACAACCUCGCCUUGGGUCAUCAAAAAGGAUUGGCAAGCCCACAACAAUCCGAUCAUCAAAAUCAUUGCAGAUCCCGCUGGCUUCUACAAGCUCGGGCGGUCCCAGGUUGUCACGCUUGGGGCAGACAAUAUGGUGAAGCCGUGGGAUGGGUUGCUACAAGACGACUUCUUAGAAAACGAAAUGAAGGCUCUCGAUACGCACUAUUGUAAAUUCGAGGAUAUCAAGCUUUUAGCCAUGACAUGGAACGCCGGGGCCUCGACUCCCAACAGCCUAAGGUAUUCGGAUGCGGAUGCCGUAUUCAUGCAGAACCUAUUGCAAUCAAGCGAUUCUCCAGAUAUUCUGAUUUUUGGAUUCCAAGAAUUAGUAGACCUGGAAGAUAAGACUGCUACGGCGAAGCGCUUUUUCAAGCCGAAGAAGAAAGAUGCGUCGGAUCAAGAAAAAAUGAGUCAUCAAUAUCGGGACUGGAGAGACUUCCUCGUUCGAUGCCUGGACGAUUAUAUGCCGGCCGACCAUCUUUACCAUCUUCUCCAGACGGCAACCCUGGUUGGCCUUUUUACUUGUAUCUUUGUGAAAUCGACGCUCCGCGAUCGUAUACGGAAUCUCAGCAAUACCGAAAUCAAGCGUGGAAUGGGAGGUUUGCAUGGAAACAAGGGUGCUAUCAUUGUACGGUUCAUGGUAGACGAUACUUCACUUUGUUUUAUAAAUUGCCAUCUCGCUGCCGGACAAUCGGGAGCAAACCAACGCCAUAAUGAUAUCGCGGCGAUCAUGGAAAGCUCGCUCCUGCCCGUGGAGCGUGAUCCGAGUGUGCGUAUCGACAGCUACACGGGGGGUGGUGACGGUACCAUGGUGCUCGAUCACGAGCUGUGUCUGGUAAACGGAGAUCUAAAUUACCGUAUUGAUACCAUGUCACGGGAUACGGUUGUGAUCGCGGUGAAGCAGAACAAUCUUGCCAAACUCCUGGAGCGUGACCAGCUCCUGGUUGCCCGUCGGCGAAACCCAGCAUUCAAGCUUCGGGCUUUUGACGAGAUGCCGAUUGAGUUUGCACCUACGUACAAGUACGACGUAGGAACGGAUAAUUACGAUACUAGUGAGAAGAAGCGGUCUCCGGCCUGGUGCGAUCGCCUCCUUCACCGAGGUUUUGGCAGAAUUCAGCAACUUGACUACAAGCGGCACGAGGUGCGGGUGUCGGACCACCGACCCGUGAGCGGCCAAUUCAAGUAUACUGUAAAGUCUAUCUCGCCUAAGAAACGGACAUUAGCUUGGGCAGACUGCCAGCAACGUUUCGAAGACCUCAGGGCGAAGGAGGCAAACGCGGAGAUGCUAUACUAUCUCACGAAGAUCAUCGGGUAUGACCCGCAGACAAGUACGAGGCUAAUACAAGAAAGAGCUGGGUAGGAUGGGGAUGGUUAAGCGGAAGCGGAAUAGAUGUUGAAAUAGAUAUGUGCAUAGAAAUGCGCAAAGCUCCAGCAUUCAAAAGGGCCAGAGAGCAAAGAGCAUAAGACCGUCGAAAAGAGAUAGAAGGCGGUGUAAUUAUG
Hypoxylon fragiforme is the source of this 3729-nucleotide messenger RNA. RefSeq names its product DNase I-like protein. Lineage: Eukaryota; Fungi; Ascomycota; Sordariomycetes; Xylariales; Hypoxylaceae. Gene Ontology annotation, biological process: phosphatidylinositol dephosphorylation. Gene Ontology annotation, molecular function: phosphatidylinositol-4,5-bisphosphate 5-phosphatase activity; protein binding. The transcript has 3 exons. The coding region runs from base 104 to 3589 and encodes 1161 amino acids. The record is from RefSeq and is a predicted model, not a curated record.